AUGACUUAUUCAUCAUACGACGACGACGGCGGAGCCGUCCAUUCGGCGCCUCAGCCAAAUAAAGGCAACGGGUGGAGAAAAAGUAGAAGCGAUAGCAGAGGCCGUCAGAACAGUCUCAAGACAAGGGGUGCAGCACACUCUGUGCCUGAUGCUUCCUCGCUUGAAACACUGGAGCAACGAUGGCUGCACGAACAAGAGGUCCUGCGCGAGCGUCAGCGUCGCGUGGAAGAGGAACUUAACGCAAUAACACAGCGCUAUGGUUGUCUGGUGGAGUGCGAUAGCAGAGGCAGCGCCAGCGAUCCCUGCUCCAUUGUGUGUGAGCCGCCAGCGAAUUACGGUGGCCCGGCCAUGUGGCUAAUCGUCCGCGAGCAGGAGGAACUUCGUCGUUCCCGUGAGGACCUCCUCCUCCACUGGCAGCAGCAGGUGCGCACGGCGAAUUUCUGCUGUGAGCAGGUAGUGGCCGCUCAGGGUGGAGUGCCGAGUGCCGUUGUGAAGGAGACACACCCAUGCGAGGGCGGUGCCGCACCACUGCUGGGUGGUGUCGAACGGCCUGAAGUGACGGCGGCAAACGUGCUGCGUAAUAUGCACUGGAAGACACAAAGCGCACUGACGAAGCUUGCGGCGGAAGAGGCCGCGCUUGCCAGCGCCCCGGAGGAGUGCCGGUACCUGCUCAGUCGUAUAGACACAGAUGCGGAGGGCGGACGGGAGGCACAGGUGACGGUGCUGUCGCCGCCACGUCAUCGUAACUCUUUGCACUCUUUCAAGAGUCACACAACAACACACGUCGCACAGACGACACAGGAGACACAGACGGCUGCAGAUAAGUGGGUGCCACUACGGCUCGGGCUGCAGCAGAAGUAUCCUGCCGUGGCUUUAACGGAGCCGCCUGCUGGAUACGGAACGGCGGUCGGCCCUAUGUCAAGGGGUUUGGCGAAGAAAGCAACAGCAGCGGAAACAACAACAACAACAGUACUCCAAACACUGGUGUCUUCGCAUCACGGGGCGGUGGAGCGGUACCACGACUUCGUUUCCAAGCACGGUGGUGCCACGCUCGGAUGGAGUGAGCAAGACCAUCAACGUUUCUUGCGCCUCGUGUUGCAGCUUCAGCGGGUGCAAGUGAAACCAAACGCCGUGGGCUGCGCCACAUCGCAUGCCUUCCCUCACGCUGAACUUCUCCACGUAGCAAUCACGUGUUUCGCGGACGAAAAGACACUGCCCGAGAUUGAAGAGCACGUGCGGCUUUUUCUACGCUAUCAGGAGCUUCUCUAUGAACGACGUGUGGCUGUCGAGGCGUAUCAGCAGCAGCGCCAGGCGGAUGAGGCGGAGGCCGCAGAGCUUGCCUUGUGGCACCACCGUCAGAAGGAGCAGCGCAACGCAGCUGAGCAGCAGAAGCAGGAACACAGCAGACAGAAGCGGCAGGUGGCCAUUAAGGCGAAGGUCGCCGAGUGGAGGGCCACCAAAGAGGAAGAGGUGGCCGCCCUGGGACAGAAGCAGCGGCGGGAGGCAGAGCUCUCACACCUGUGGGAGGUGGAGCAGCGACGCUCGCAACGCCUGGAAGUGAAAACACGGGAGUUACAGAAUUCCCUCAACGAUGCCCCGUAUGAAAACGGCGACGCUGCUGCUCCUGUUGUUCCAAUCACAGUGAUAAACAGAGCAAGCAACGCGCCGCUCGUCUCUCGUGAUGAGGCCAUUCUGCAGCAGCAACAGCUGCAAAGGCGUUGGCUGGAGAGCAAGCAGCGGGCCCUUCACCGCGCUUCGCAGAUCGCGGCGAAGCAGGCAGAGACCGCCCGGCAGAGUAAGGCAGCCAUCCUUGAGAGGCAGCAUCAGUCUCUCUGCGCCUCACGUGGCGUGGAGACAUCGUCUGCAACUCAGCCACCGAAAACACAGCGCUACCUUGACCCAACAGAAAGUAGCAGCGCACGUGUGUCCAGUGACGUAGGGGGCUGUGACAAGGUGAAUGAGAAACGCAGCGGAUGGCUCCAUCAUGCAACGGAAUUGAUUCCCACGCCUUCCGUACUCUGGCGAUCACAUAGGGGUGCCCCGUCAUGGUGUGGGCGAUCAUACACCGUGUAG
Trypanosoma grayi is the source of this 2073-nucleotide messenger RNA. RefSeq lists its product as hypothetical. The record is from RefSeq and is a predicted model, not a curated record. NCBI's taxonomy places the organism in Eukaryota, Euglenozoa, Kinetoplastea, Trypanosomatida, Trypanosomatidae. The transcript has a single exon. The coding region runs from base 1 to 2073 and encodes 690 amino acids.